This is a messenger RNA of Hypoxylon trugodes, 1386 nucleotides long. RefSeq names its product glycoside hydrolase family 30 protein. The transcript is spliced from 4 exons. Lineage: Eukaryota; Fungi; Ascomycota; Sordariomycetes; Xylariales; Hypoxylaceae. Gene Ontology annotation, molecular function: glucosylceramidase activity. The record is from RefSeq and is a predicted model, not a curated record. The coding region runs from base 1 to 1386 and encodes 461 amino acids. Gene Ontology annotation, biological process: sphingolipid metabolic process.
AUGGCAUCUCUCGUCACUUUCGCUAUCCUUGCCGCGGGCUUAGGUCAAACAUAUGCCCAAUCAACUGUGACGGUUAACGUCGCUUCCACGCUACAGCAGAUAGAUGGCUUCGGUGUGUCGCAAGCAUUCGGGCGCGCAGCUGAGUUCCGAGAUCUUCUAUCUGGGGACCUUCAAAAGCAAGGCCUUGAUUACUUAUUCAACACUACCACUGGGGCAGGGUUGACCAUAAUUCGAAACCGGAUUGGUUCUGGCACGACGAAUGACGACAGCAUCUUACCUAAAAGCCCCGGCGGGCCUACUGCGGCUGCCAACUACAGUUUCAAUGACGAUGACCGUGGCCAAGUUUGGUUCAGUCAACAGGCUAUGAAAUAUGGUAUCAAGACUAUCUACGCCGAUGCUUGGAGCGCACCGGGUUUCAUGAAGACCAAUAACAACGAAAACAACGGGGGUUAUCUCUGUGGGACACCAGGCCACACUUGUUCGUCAGGGGACUGGCGUCAAGCCUACGCCGACUUCCUCGUCCAAUACGUGAAAUUCUACAGCGAACGUGGAAUUCCUAUCACCCAGCUCGGUUUCUUGAACGAACCAGAUUACGUGACAAGUUAUUCGUCAAUGCAAUCCGGCGCCAACGAGGCCUCGUCCUUUAUUCCCAUCCUAUACGAUACUCUUGACAAGAAUGGCCUUAACAACGUGUCCUUAACUUGUUGCGACGCGAUGGGCUGGAAUUCCCAGAAGACAAUCACCCAAGGCCUCGUUUCCUCUGGCAUGGAGAAGUAUUUAAAAUACAUAACGUCUCAUAUGUACACCGGCGACCCCAACUCGAUAAUUUCCACGAAAUUGAAGACGUGGCAGACAGAGGCAGCCGAUCUCCAAUCACGCUGGUGUGCCACAUGGUAUAGUAAUGGUGGUCAAUGUGAAGGCUUCACGUGGGCGAACAAAAUCCAUAAUGGGCUCGCAAAUGCCAACCUAUCUGCUUAUAUUUAUUGGCAGGGUUUGGAAGUGAAUCAAGGUCAAGCCAGUAGUUAUCUUGUCGCAAGUGACGCAAAGACAAUCACACCAUCCGGACGUCUCUGGGCCUUUGCGAUGUGGUCAAAAUUUGUUCGACCCGGGGCUUAUCGCGUCAGCACGUCAGGCAGCGUAUCCAACACCGGUAUCACGGCAUUCAAGAACACAGAUGGCUCCGUCGUCGUCGUGUUCCUCAACUCUGGGUCGCAGCAGAACGUCAAGGUUUCGUUCAAGGACUUCGUUCCAGCAACCGCGGAGGCUUUUGUCACGGAUAACACGCGAUCCGUAGCUUCGGUAGAGGCAACGCUGUCCGAUAGCACCGUUUCUGCUUCGGUCCCCUCACGUGGGAUGCUUACAAUUAAACUAACAACAGCACCGUAA